UAGCAGUCGGUUUAUAAGUGACUUUAUUGAUUCAUUUUGUGUCUUGUUAUUGUUGUCAAAAAGUAUAACGGAAGUGCCUCACAACUGAAGCGGAAACCAGUUUGAUGCGCAAAGUAGUCCACUUCUUAUUGCACAAUGUCUGGAAAGAAGUUGUUGAACACAGUGGAGAGAUGUGUUGAUGAGAAUCUUGAGGGGCUUGUGACUAUCAACCCAGGUUUGCGGCUUAUCAAGGACACUCGAGUUGUUGUGCGUGCAGACAUAGAGAGUGUGAAGAAAGCUGGGAAGGUGACACUCCUGUGUGGGGGCGGAUCUGGUCAUGAACCUGCUCAUGCUGGUUAUGUGGGAAGUGGUAUGCUGAGUUGUGCAGUAGCUGGUUCUGUGUUCACUUCGCCCCCACCUCAGGACAUUCUGACAGGUCUAAGAAUGAUUACUAAAGAUAAUCCAGGUGGGUGCUUUGUUAUGGUUCCUAACUACACUGGGGACAGACUCAAUUAUGGGAUAGGCAUGGAGCGGGGAAAGCAUGAGGGUUUGAAAAUAUCGGCUGUCACUGUUGGAGAGGACUGUGCUACAUCAUCUAAAGAUAAAUCAGCAGGGAGGCGGGGUCUCUGUGGAAUGUUCCUACUUAUUAAGAUAGCGGGUGCUCUUGCAGAAGAAGGCAGAAGUCUUGAUGAGGUCACAAAGUUAUCACAGCUAGCUGUAGACAACAUGGGUACAAUAGGGCUGGCACUAGGAGCUUGUUCGACACCAGGAUCCAAUGGUCCACUUUUUACUGUACAGCCAGAUGAAAUGGAGCUUGGAUUAGGGCUCCAUGGUGAAGCAGGAGUUAAAAGGAUUAAAUUACUGACUGCCAAGGAAACUGUGAAGGUGAUGAUAGAUCACAUGACAAACCCGGAGAACAGUACACAUCUGCCAGUCAAAAAAGGUGACAGGGUAGCAUGUAUGAUCAACAACCUGGGAGGAAUGUCAGUUCUCGAGAUGAAUGUGAUUGCCAAGGAAACCAUUCAGUAUCUUGAAGGAAACCUAGGCUUGAAAGUGGACAGAGCCUACUGUGGUGCAUAUGUUACUUCCUUAGAGAUGGCUGGUAUCUCCAUAUCUUUGUUACAUCUCAAUGAUACUUUCACAAGAUGUUUAGAUGCUCCAACAUCAGCUCCAGCUUGGCUUGUUCCAUUGUUGGGACCAGGACAGACAGACAGACAAACACCAGCACCCAUGAUGCCUAUAGGUGGACCUAGCUCUGAAGUACAGGAAGCACAAGGCUUAAGUAUUUCUAAGGCUGAAGGUGAUAGAAUAUAUGAUAUCAUAGAGAAAGUAUGUGACAGUCUACAGUCAGUGAAGGAAAUGUUGGAUGGUCUGGACAGUGAAAGUGGGGAUGGUGAUUGUGGCUCUACAAUGGCCAGAGGAGCUCAGUGUAUCAAAGAAAAACUGGGUAAAAAGGAAACUCCAGGUCUGCCUGUCACCAAUCCGUCCCAGCUGUCACUAGAACUUGCCAGUAUUGUAGAAUCAGUUAUGGGGGGAUCCUCUGGAGGGAUUUACAGUUUGUUUUUCACUGCUGCAUCAAGCCAGCUACAGAAAGAAGUCACGUCACAAACAUGGUUACAGGCAAUGGCUGCAGGAAUAGCUGCAAUACAAAGAUAUGGUGGUGCAGAGCCAGGAGAUAGAACCAUGUUAGAUGCACUGUGGGCAGCAAAGGAAACCUUUGAGAAAAAAUUAGCAGAUUCCUCACCUGUGGAAGCAUUUAGAGAAGCUGUAAAGGCAGGAGAAAGUGCUGCAGAGAGUACAAAGGAUAUGAAAGCUCGUGCAGGACGUGCCAGUUAUGUCAGUGCUGACCUACUUACGAAAGCAGAUCCCGGUGCUAUGGCUGUUGCUGUCUGGUUGAAAGCUAUACUAGAGUUGCUUGUCUAAUGGCAGACUGUUCAUUCCAUAAAACUUUUCCUAUCAUUUUAUAAUGUGAAAAUUUGACUGCUACAGUUCUAGUUGUUACAAGGUUUCUACAUAAUUAUACUGUUUGUCAGAUACAAAUGAGCCGUGCCAUGGGAAAACCAACAUAGUGGGUGUGCGACCAG
This is a messenger RNA of Mercenaria mercenaria, 2063 nucleotides long. Its product is annotated as triokinase/FMN cyclase-like. The transcript is spliced from 17 exons. Gene Ontology annotation, biological process: glycerol catabolic process. Lineage: Eukaryota; Metazoa; Mollusca; Bivalvia; Venerida; Veneridae. The coding region runs from base 136 to 1902 and encodes 588 amino acids. Gene Ontology annotation, cellular component: cytosol. The record is from RefSeq and is a predicted model, not a curated record. Gene Ontology annotation, molecular function: ATP binding; glycerone kinase activity.